ACAGAAGAUGGUGGUCGUCAAGGAGUAGUGAGUCUAAGUGUUGAAGUGUUUCUUAUUCCGACUGACUCGGGUUUGGGGGUGGUUCUGCCUUUGAGACGUGGCCAGACCUUUCAUAUGAACUUUUGUUGAGUUUUGUCUUGCGUGUUUAUGGGAUUUCGGCCUGGUGACUCGGUUGUGAGUCGUGUGGUCUUGCCAUGUUCCGUAGAAGAGUACCAAGUGGGGCAGCUUUUCUCCGUGGCCGAGGCCAGCAAAAACGAGACAGGUGGUGGGGAAGGCAUCGAGGUGCUGAAAAAUGAACCCUACGAGAAGGAGGGAGAGAGAGGCCAGUACACGCAUAAAAUCUACCACUUAAAGAGCAAAGUUCCUGGCUUUGUGAAGAUGAUUGCACCAGAGGGAGCGCUAGUGUUUCAUGAGAGGGCCUGGAACGCCUACCCAUACUGCCGCACGGUCGUCACGAACGAGUACAUGAAGGAAGACUUCAUGAUUAAAAUAGAAACCUGGCACAAACCAGACAUGGGCGCCCUAGACAACGUGCAUGACUUGGACGCAGAGACGUGGAAGACGGUGGAGGUGGUGUACAUCGACAUUGCAGACAAGUCGCAAGUGGAGCCCGGAGACUACAAGCCGGAAGAAGAUCCUGAACUCUUCCACUCUGUGAAGACGGGACGAGGCCCCCUGGGCCCGGGCUGGAAGGCAAAGCUGGCUGCAGAGGAGGCCGCUCCUCGGAUGUGUGCGUACAAACUUGUCACGGUGAAGUUCAAGUGGUGGGGCCUUCAAAGCAAGCUCGAGAAUUUCAUUCACCGGCAAGAGAAGAGAAUCUUCACCAACUUCCAUCGCCAGCUCUUCUGCUGGAUGGACAAGUGGGUGGGGCUCACCAUGGAGGACAUCCGCAGGAUGGAGGCCGAGACGCAGAAAGAGCUGCAGGAGCUUCGUGAGACCGGCCAGGUCCGAGGCACGAGCGCGGCACAUGAGCAAGGGAGGCAGGCCUACCGAGUCCCACCACACUGCGCUACGCCCACUAGCCAAUGACGCAGCAGCCCACGAAUGAGGACCCAGCAGGGACUCACCCAGCCAUCGGUAGUACCGCGUCCGCCUCGGCGCUUCCCCCGGCCACCGCACCCUGCACACGGCAACCUCCCUCCCACACGGAGGCGCUCUUUCCACUAUGCGUAAUUUGCAUAAUGACAUUAGUGGAGAAUGGUGCUUUAUAGAGAAUUGCAGCUUUUUAGACAUGAUCUUUGUGAGGUUUCACUCAAUUGCAAUGACAAAGGAGUGAUCUUGGGCAUUGGACUGAUUUUUAAUCGUUUGGUAAUUUUAACUUGUCACUGGGUGUACUCACCUGUGAAAGCCUCCUCCCGACCCAGUAAACACUGGAGGUGUGCAUGUGUAAUUUUUUUAAAAAUAUACUACAGCCACCCUGUUCCUCUGUUCAACUUGCUGCUCUGUUCUUCUCAGAGCUUAUAGGGGUCAUGCAGUUCAAUCUCAAGUGUACCCAUAAUGCUCAGUGCUGAAAUGCAUUUAUACAUCAACCCUGCCUCAAUUUUUUUCCAAGAUAUGCUACAAGUGUGUGCAUUUAAACUCCAGACCCGGUUGGAGGUGCAUGAGGAUGUAAGACGCAUUAGCAGGUCUCUGCCUGAAGGAACACAUCUCUGCUUGGCUCUCCAUGGACGCCUUGGCCACAGAUGGGAGCACAGCUCCACCUACUUCUGCAUCAGCCUCGCCUCUGCCUGCCCAGCCAAACAGAGCACUCUCAGGCCAGCACACAAGUGACUGAGCCCAAUGCACAGGGCUGUUUUGACUUGAUUCUGCAAUUUCAUGUAGUUACUAGCAUAGCAUGUAUAAUUUAUUGUUCUUAAUCUUAUUAUUAAAGAUUGGUCACUUAAUUUCUGGGCAGAUUUGUCUAAGCUGAAGGCAAGGGUGGCUUUUUCCUGUUGUGGCCAGUCCUUUAGAGGAACGUGGUGUGGAGCCAUAGGGGUGUUUGGACCACUGAACUCGAGUUUGGACUGAUGAAGGGUGUGUUUAGCAUAAGCCCCUCCCUGAGCCAGUGCCUGUCCCUUUCCAAAGGCACAUUCAGGGCUGAGCUUGGUGCAUUUCAACUAAAAUAUUUUGACUCAACGAGCAUUGUGGCUGUGGGUUUGUUUUUUUGGGGGGGGGGUUUGUUUAAAUUGUUCCAGCACUGAUAUCUUUAGAUGAUGGCACUUUAUCAGUGGGUGAAUGCCAACAUAAUUAGCAUGUCAUCGCCCAACACAGUUUACGUAUCAGGGUGGGCACUUUGUUAUAUCAACACAGAUGUGAGUUGUUCUUAACACUGAUGUGCUGUUGGCUUAUACACUGUGUAUGCUGAUGUCUCUUACUAGAAUGCUGUACCACUUCUGGAGCUAAAAUAUUAGUCAAGGCAGAGGUUAUGCUUUUAUUUUUGUACACACAGGUUACCAGAUACAGUUUAUAAAGCCAAAGUACUGUAAUCAAGAAGUCAGUUACUGUUUUUAUUUGAGUAAACUUUUGGCCAUGUGAAUUUCAGGGGAAAUGGCACUGAAUGUACAAGACCUUUUUGUUAAUUGUUUCUUUUGCAACUUUUAAAUAGAAUAUAGAUCAAGGGUUAUAUUGGUACUUAAAUAUAUUGGAACUAAAUAAAUUUCACUGUAAACAAGU
Electrophorus electricus (electric eel) is the source of this 2652-nucleotide messenger RNA. Lineage: Eukaryota; Metazoa; Chordata; Actinopteri; Gymnotiformes; Gymnotidae. The record is from RefSeq and is a predicted model, not a curated record.